AUGGCAUCCCUACGAUCUGCUCGACCCGCGCUUCGAUCUCUUCUGGCAAAGAACAUUGUGACCUUGGUCCCCGCCAAGCGCGUUGUUCCUGCUUUCCAGUCUGCGCCAGUGCUGGCUUCCCGCUCGUUCACUUCAUCGGUUCCUCGAUUUGGCAGCGGUGAGAAUGACCAAGCUCUUAUAACUGCUUUGAGCCAGGAGCAGGACUUCGAGAAGGAGUCCGUCGUCGAGGACGGGCAAACUCUGGCUGAGCAGGUUGGAAUUGGAAAGAUGUGGGAGAUCAACGAUCACCCCGGUGGAGACGUUGUCAACUUGACGCGUAAAUUCGGCAACGAAUCGAUCAAGGUGACUUUCCGAGUAUCCGACUGGGCGGACAUCACCCCCGAGGAUGAGGCGGGCAUGGCUGAGGAGGACGCCGAGGGGCUUUCGACCGUCCCAAUCACCAUUGUCAUCUCCAAAUCCUCUGCACCCGGAGCCAUGUACAUUGAAGCUGAUGCCGGACGAGAUGGCGUGACCGUGUCCAACAUGACAAUCUUGGACAAAAAGGUCGCUGUUCAGGAAGGCGCCGAGGGUGACCAUGUUAGAGGCAAUGCUUACGCUGGUCCUCAUCACCAUGAGCUGGAUGAGGAACUGCAGGCUGCCCUUGUAUCGUUCGUCGAGGAGCGAGGUCUCAACGAGGCUUUGGGCAAUUUCGUCGUCUCAUACGCUGAGCUUAAAGAGCAAAAGGACUAUGUCAACUGGUUGGACCAGGUCAAAGGUUUCGUUGAAGCUUAA
This is a messenger RNA of Kockovaella imperatae, 771 nucleotides long. RefSeq names its product mitochondrial glyco protein. NCBI's taxonomy places the organism in Eukaryota, Fungi, Basidiomycota, Tremellomycetes, Tremellales, Cuniculitremaceae. Gene Ontology annotation, biological process: cytosolic ribosome assembly. Gene Ontology annotation, cellular component: mitochondrial matrix. The record is from RefSeq and is a predicted model, not a curated record. Bases 1 to 771 code for a protein of 256 amino acids. The transcript has 6 exons.